AUGGCGUCGCGAAUCCCUCAAUUCAGUGAGAAGCAUCUCAUCGACACGACCCCUCUCCCCGACUCGAUCCCCAAGGUCAAGGAGCUCGGCGCCAGCUCUGCCCCCCUUCAGUCAGCCUCCUUCUUCAUCGGCGCCCGGUGCAAGGACUACAACGAUGAUUUCAUGAAAUGCAAGACCGAGAACCCCGGCAAGGGCGAGUUCGAGUGCCUGAAGGAGGGCCGGAGGGUCACCAGAUGCGCGAGGAGCGUUAUCGAAGAUAUCAACAAGUCCUGCCUUGAAGAAUUCCGCACCCAUUACGAGUGCCUGGACAACAACAACCAGCAGCUGUGGCAGUGCCGGCCAGCUGAGUGGCGCCUGAACAAAUGCGUAUUCCACAACCUGAAACUCGAGAAGACCAUCCCAGAUGCCGCUGGCAAGAUCCCCGUCCACCAGCGGUCACAACAGAUCUACGCGCACGCGCCGAUCCCAUAUCAGCCACAUGCCAAGUACGAUGACGCGAAGUCAUCAUAG
Molecule: messenger RNA, 510 nt
Organism: Diaporthe citri
Lineage: Eukaryota; Fungi; Ascomycota; Sordariomycetes; Diaporthales; Diaporthaceae
Exons: 4
Coding region: 1-510 (169 amino acids)
Biological process (GO): mitochondrial electron transport, NADH to ubiquinone
Source: RefSeq, a predicted model, not a curated record